Strongylus vulgaris is the source of this 309-nucleotide messenger RNA. The record is from the annotation of a GenBank genome assembly. NCBI's taxonomy places the organism in Eukaryota, Metazoa, Nematoda, Chromadorea, Rhabditida, Strongylidae.
AUGUCAAAACCUGCUACUCAAAGCGUCACCAGCGACUCUCCCGAACGAACCUUCUCAUAUGCUGACGCAGCCAAGAAAUCAUCUGAACCUAGUCGUGACAACUCUCCAGCUUGUGUAGCCGUCGCGUCUCCUUCGGCCAAAUCUGAUUCUCCAGCUCCUCAAACUCCAACCCUCGACUCAGCAGAUCAGUGCGGCGCUGAGGUUUUACCCUGUGCUGAUGUUGCAGCUAGAGGUUCCGGAGUUGCAGAUGGUCUCUCCUUUUUCUAUGAUGAAAGCGAAGCGGCACAAUGUGAGGAUGAACAAGCAUAA